Diuraphis noxia (Russian wheat aphid) is the source of this 2395-nucleotide messenger RNA. RefSeq names its product lipase maturation factor 2-like. Lineage: Eukaryota; Metazoa; Arthropoda; Insecta; Hemiptera; Aphididae. The record is from RefSeq and is a predicted model, not a curated record. Gene Ontology annotation, cellular component: endoplasmic reticulum membrane. Gene Ontology annotation, biological process: protein maturation.
UAUUAUAUACUUCGGGGCCGCCCGGCAAAUAGCGAGCUUUUCUAGUUUUAACUUGUAGUUUAACUUAUUAACGUCUCCCUGAACGGCCUGAGCCACAUUGAUGAGUUAAUCGACCGUUAACGUACUCCCGCAAUCAUGAUCUGCAAAUAAUUAUUCGUCGUCGAGUAACGGUACGAAAUUAUAAUAUUCCUCUUAAUCUUUGAUCGACUUAUUGACCAAUCGUCGACCACAGCAGACAUGCAGCAGUAUAUACGCUAUACGAGAAACUUAUUCUUGAGAGGCGUCUCUGUCAUCUACUUGCAGGCGUUCAUUGCACUCUACGUUCAAAAUUCUGGUCUUUUUGGAGAAAAUGGAGUAUUACCAGCAAAAAAUACAUUGAUUAACGAGAGUCCUAAAGUAUUUGAUAAAUUCAAUUUUAAACCUACAUUGUUAUGGUUUUCAUUUGAAAUUGGUUUGAAUGCUGAAUAUAUGUUUGAUGUAAUAUGCUUGUUUGGAAUAUUUUUUGCAUUCCUUGGGUUCUUGACACAAAAAGUUUGUAACAAAUUUUUAUUUUUCUCUCUUUGGAUCUCAUAUUUAUCUUUGUACAAUGUUGGUCAAAUAUUUUUGUCAGACCUAGCUGAUGAGCUUCUAUUGGAAGUGGGAUUAUUAUGCAUAUUGAUUGCACCAUUACCUUUCCAAAAAUUAAGAACCCCUUCAAAGAAACGCAAUUUACGUCUACAAACUUCACUUGCAUCAUUACCACAUGAUUCAAUUCCUUUUUGGCUUGUAAGAUGGUUGCUAUUUAGAGUAGCAUUUUCUGCUGGUGUUGCUAAAAUGAGUUCUAAGUCAUCAAUCUGGUAUGAUUUGACUGCUUUAUCAAAAUAUUUUGAAAGUAUGCCUCUACCAAAUGCUAUUUCUUGGUAUGCUCACUAUUUUCCACUUUGGUUUUUGAAAACGAUAACAGUAUUUGCUGAAAUUAAUGAUUUAUUUGUUCCAUUGAUGUUCUUGGUACCCAUUCGGUCAGUUAAAAAGUUGGCAUUUUAUAUUCAGGUAUUUAUGCAAGUUGGAAUUUUGGCAUCAGGAAAUUAUAGCUAUUACAAUCUCUUGUACAUAGUUUUAUGUUUAUCAUUGUUGGAUGACCAUACAUUUUAUAGAGAAUUAGCUCUGGCUAGAACUCGCCAAUGGUGUUCUACUGUGUUUACAAGACUUAUGACAAUCAAUGUUAUUACCAUUCUAAUAGCUGUUUUUCCCAUGUUGUAUAAUUUCCGCAUUUCUCCAGCAAAUACACCAGAUUUUACAAUUGCAUUUACACAGCAACAAUUUAAUGUCAUAUUAGGCAAAAGUUUGCCCUAUAUUGCCCUUUUUGCAUUAGGUUCAUUUGUUUUUGAAUGUUUAAAAGCACUUUAUUCGUCUCUACCUUUAAAAAGUAAAAGUAAUGGUUCCUUUUCAGCGUUAAUAACAUCAACUCUGUAUGUAACCAUUUGUUUGGGUAUAUUUUCAUUAAGUUCGGUCAAUUUUUCUGCUCUUCAUCCAAGUACUAAUAAUACUGUUACAAAGGAUUUAAAAAUGUUUUACAACAAAUUAGCUCCUUAUAAAAUUAGUAACUCUUAUUUACCACCUAAAGAAUUCAUCAAUUUGGAUAACCGUAAAGAAAUUGUAAUACAAGGCGCUAGUGAUAUAAAAGGACCAUGGUAUGAAUAUCAGUUCUUAUACAAACCUGGAAAUGUAAAUGUUACACCACCGAUUAUUGCUCCUUACAAGCCAUUACUCGAUCGCCAACUGUUUUUUGCUGCUCACUCUUUACCAGCUCAAAAUCCUUGGCUUAUGAGUGUUAUGUAUCGUCUGUUAAACAACCAGAAAGAAGUACUCUCAUUAUUAAACACUAAUCAAAUUCCAUUUGGUAAAAAUCCACCUAAGUUUGUUAAAGCAUMCCUGUACAAAUAUCAGUUUUCUUCAAAGAUACAACGAGAGAGAGGAGUUUGGUGGAAUCGGCAAAUAUUAAAUUCUGAAUAUAUUGCUCCAAUGGAUAAAAAUAAUCAAGUAUUAUUGGAUACAUUGAAGUCCCAUAAAAUUUUACUGAGUAACAGAACUCCAUUACCCGUAAACCCAAUUUUUAAAAAAAUAUUGGACCAAAUUAGGUCACUUCUCUUGGCAGUCGAUCCACGAAUAUUAAUAUUUGGAUUUUUAAUGGCCGGUUUUGUAUUGAUAUUAUUACCCGUCGGCUCCAAUAUUUCUUCUAUUUGAAUGCAAUUAUUAAUAUAAAAGUGUGUGUGCUGCUGAAGACUUAAUAUGGUUUUUUUUUAUUCAAUUACACUUCCCAAGAUGAUCUGUGAACUCAGAAAUUAUUCAAUUUUUAAACAAAAAUUGUUUUUAAUGUAUAUACACAUUUGUAUUACUUUAAUUUUUAAUUUUUUAU